This is a messenger RNA of Salvia splendens (bonfire salvia), 1511 nucleotides long. RefSeq names its product stearoyl-[acyl-carrier-protein] 9-desaturase, chloroplastic-like. Gene Ontology annotation, cellular component: chloroplast stroma. Gene Ontology annotation, molecular function: stearoyl-[ACP] desaturase activity. NCBI's taxonomy places the organism in Eukaryota, Viridiplantae, Streptophyta, Magnoliopsida, Lamiales, Lamiaceae. Gene Ontology annotation, biological process: fatty acid biosynthetic process. The coding region runs from base 208 to 1386 and encodes 392 amino acids. The record is from RefSeq and is a predicted model, not a curated record. The transcript is spliced from 4 exons.
GUCUCAACGCAGAUCACUUCAACAUCAGCGGGUGGAAAGGUACAAUACCAACAAAGCACGGUUCGUGCAUCAGGGAGUUGUACCUUGGCGAAGAACACUCCAAUUUAGCGAAAACAUAGGUAGCAUCGCCUUGGUCGGUGGCAACUGGCAGCCAUCGCCAUAUAUUGAGCUGCCGAUUCGUCUGAUUCCGCCGGAAUAUACUUGGAAAUGGCGCUGAAGCUAAGCGUUACGCCGAUGAAGAUGCCUAAUUUCCCCGGUUUUCAGCUUAGAUCUCACAGCCACAGGGUUUCUAUGGCUUCCACCAUUCAUUCUCCCUCACUAGAUGCUGGAAAAGCUAAAAAGCCUUUUACUCCCCCUCGUGAGGUUCGUGUCCAAGUCACCCACCCAUUGCCACCGGAGAAGCGUGAGAUCUUCAAUUCGUUGCAAGAUUGGGCUGAAGAGAACAUCCUGGUACUCCUGAAGCCUGUUGAGAAGUGUUGGCAACCAAAUGAUUUUCUUCCGGAUCCAUCUUCGGAGGGCUUUGAAGAAGAGGUCAGAGAACUUAGGAAGCGAACCAAGGAUCUCCCUGAUGACUAUUUUGUCGUGUUGGUCGGGGAUAUGAUCACAGAGGAAGCUCUUCCAACGUAUCAGACUAUGCUCAACACUCUAGAUGGAGUGCGAGACGAGACUGGUGCCAGCCUCACUCCUUGGGCUAUCUGGACGAGGGCGUGGACUGCUGAAGAGAAUAGGCACGGCGACCUUCUUAACAAAUAUCUUUAUCUUUCUGGACGCGUUGACAUGAGGCAAAUCGAGAAAACCAUACAGUACCUGAUCGGCUCAGGCAUGGAUCCAGGCACAGACAAAAACCCCUAUCUCGGAUUCAUCUACACCUCGUUCCAGGAGAGGGCAACCUUCGUUUCUCAUGGAAACACAGCUCGGCUCGCCAAGGAACACGGCGACCUGAAGCUGGCUCAGAUCUGUGGCAUCAUUGCCGCGGACGAGAAGCGUCACGAGACGGCCUACACCAAAAUCACCGAGAAGCUGUUUGAGGUCGACCCGGACGGCACAGUGCUCGCACUCGCUGACAUGAUGAGGAAGAAGAUCUCGAUGCCUGCUCACUUGAUGUACGACGGCGCAGAUGACAACCUCUUCGAGCACUUCUCCUCCGUAGCACAGCGGCUCGGAGUCUACACCGCCAAGGACUACGCCGACAUCUUGGAGUUCCUCGUCACGAGGUGGGAGGUGGAGAAGAUGACGGGGCUCUCCGGUGAGGGACGGAAGGCUCAAGAUUACGUAUGCGGUUUGCCACCUCGGAUUCGGAAGCUUGAAGAGAGGGCGCAAGCACGGGCGAAGAAGUCGGCCCCGGUGCCUUUCAGCUGGAUUCACGGCCGAGAAGUGAUGCUUUAAACUGUGUUUUCUAACUAUGUGGUUUUUAUCUGUUUCUUCUCCGGCGUGGUUUGAACACAUUAAGGUUGCUUUUGCUACGCAAAAAGACUAUUUAGCUUAUCAAUUAUUUGCUUGUUAUAUAUAUA